This is a messenger RNA of Arabidopsis lyrata subsp. lyrata, 1763 nucleotides long. RefSeq names its product NAC domain-containing protein 86. The transcript is spliced from 4 exons. Gene Ontology annotation, biological process: regulation of DNA-templated transcription. Lineage: Eukaryota; Viridiplantae; Streptophyta; Magnoliopsida; Brassicales; Brassicaceae. Bases 595 to 1470 code for a protein of 291 amino acids. The record is from RefSeq and is a predicted model, not a curated record. Gene Ontology annotation, molecular function: DNA binding.
GACAUAUUUUUUCACCAACAUAUUUAAAGCUAUGAUUAAAUUUCACUCGCCAAGUUUCGCAAACCUUUGUGCUAUAAAUAUCAAUCACCCCACAACCAUUCAACACUCUACCAACCUUUUCUUCUUCUCUUCUCUUAAUCACUCUCCUAAUUAAUUACUCAUUAAUCACUUUGUCUUCUUAUAUAGUUAAUAUCCAAUUUUAAAGUCAAAGAACCCUUUUCCUUGGUCAGAGUCUUUGACCCGCAGCAAUUAGCUCUUACACCAUACUACUCUUCCUUAUUGUAAAAUUUUCACCUUAAUUUUGUGUUUUUUUUCUUCUUAACGAGUUAAAUAUAUUUUCAAAAAAGGAAUUUUAGACAAUUCGGGUUGAUUUUUUUUUGUAAUCAUACGAUCUCUUUCAGACAAUGAUCUUGUCACAAAAAGGAUGCAAUCAAAGUGAGUUGCAACUUAUUUUCAAGAACAAAUUGAGUAUCGAACAAAGUUCAUAUUUUUGUGUUUUUCAAAUAGUCAAUAGAUUUAGUUUCGGUACUUAGUUAACUAUUUGCUCUCGAAAAUUCUCGUGUUGCAAGCAACAAGUGUGGAUUAAUUACGCAAAUGGGAAGUUCAUGUUUGCCUCCAGGAUUUAGAUUUCAUCCAACUGAUGAAGAGCUCAUAGGCUACUACUUGAGUAGAAAAGUAGAAGGUCUUGAGAUUGAGCUUGAAGUCAUUCCUGUUAUCGACUUAUACAAAUUUGAUCCUUGUGAGUUGCCAGAUAAAUCUUUCCUUCCGAACAGAGAUUUGGAAUGGUUCUUUUUUUGUCCAAGAGACAAAAAGUAUGCAAACGGUUCUCGAACCAAUAGGGCUACAAAAGCAGGUUAUUGGAAAGCAACCGGUAAAGACCGGAAAAUCACUUGUAAAUCGUCGCAUGUUAUAACUGGAUACCGGAAAACCUUAGUUUUCUAUGAAGGCCGUGCCCCAUUAGGCGACAGGACUAAUUGGUUUAUGCAUGAAUAUCGUCUAUGCGAUGAUGAUCAUUCACAAAAAUCACCAAAUGUCAAGGGAGCUUUCGUGUUAUGUCGCGUAGUUAAGAAGAAUGAACUGAAGACCAAUUUGAAAAGUUUGAAAAAUAAAAACGAACAAGACAUUGGUUCUGGUUACUCUAGCCUCACGAACUCUCCUUGUCGCGACGAAACGUCGCAGUUUCAAUCGUUCAAGCCUUCUUCUACUGAAAACGACUCCUCUAGCAUUUGGAUUUCUCCUGAUUUCAUCCUUGAUUCUUCAAAGGAUUAUCCUCAGAUUCAGGAGGUUGCUUCCGAAUAUUUUCCCAACUACAAUUUUCCGGUCACCACGGCAAACCACCAUGUGGAAUUUCCGGCGAGUUCUUCUUAUUUUAACGUGGACCAUGACAUUGAUCAAUCGAUGCAAACCGGUUAUUGGACAAAUUAUGAAAAUGACCAAACCGGUUCUUUUGAUUACGCAAACCUUUUUUAGCUACAAGCCUACAAGAAAUGUUGGUUCUAUGUUGGUUCUUUCUUAAGACAAUAACGCCUUUUAACGUUGGUGUCUUGGAACAUGGUAGAAGAAGAGUUGUGAACGUCUAUCAUUUUAUUUUGAGAAUUUAAUUAUCUUAGUUUUGGUUUUCAUUUUAAAUUUUACUAAGUAUAUUGUUUGCUAGUACUAUAAGGAAUGAGUAUUAUAAAUUCCUUAUUUAUAUUUUUAAUAGGAUUAUUUGCGUUAUUAUAGAGUCUUAUUUUAACUUUUGGAUGCCUUUGAUAUAUGAUAUA